Molecule: messenger RNA, 5473 nt
Organism: Trichomycterus rosablanca
Lineage: Eukaryota; Metazoa; Chordata; Actinopteri; Siluriformes; Trichomycteridae
Gene: lmnb2
Product: lamin B2
Exons: 12
Coding region: 164-2014 (616 amino acids)
Biological process (GO): nuclear migration; nuclear envelope organization; protein localization to nuclear envelope
Cellular component (GO): nuclear envelope; nuclear lamina
Molecular function (GO): structural constituent of cytoskeleton
Source: RefSeq, a predicted model, not a curated record
UCACUCACACACAACAAAACUGUCACUUUCAUUCACCAUUACAGAGCCGCAGAUCUCAGAUCAGAGCUCAGUCUGAUCCACACGCCGGAUCUUUACAGCUUUCACCCGAACCUGGACUCAACCCGGUCAGAGAAUUCAUCAGUUAGCGGCUGCAGGUGAGGACAUGGCGACUGUAACCCCGAAACGCGCUGCAGCGGCGGCGGCAGCAGCAGAAUCCGGCCGGAGCGCCUCAUCCACCCCGCUCUCCCCCACCCGCAUCUCCCGCCUGCAGGAGAAAGUGGAGCUGCAGCACCUGAACGACAGACUGGCCGUUUACAUCGACCGAGUCCGGUCCCUGGAGCUGGAGAACAACCGCCUGUCUCUCAAGGUGUCGGAGCGGGAGGAGGUCGUUACCAAAGAGGUAACUGGGAUUAAGUCUCUGUACGAGGCAGAACUGGCCGAUGCUAGACGCGUUCUAGACGAGACCUCUCGAGACAGAGCAAAGCUACAGAUUAAUCUGGGCAAGGCCACCUCUGAGCUCGAGGAGCUUUCUAAGAACUAUAAAAAGAAGGAUGGAGACCUGGCUUCAGCCCUGGCCCGUAUCAAGGAGCUCGAGGCCCAGUUUAACCAGAACGAGGCAGCUCUCAACACCGCUCUUGGUGAGAAGUCUGCACUCGUCGCAAAUCUCGCCGACCUGAAGAAACAGCUGGCUAAGGCUGAGGAUGCUCACACUGUGGCUAAGAAGCAGCUGGAGGCAGAAACUCUGAUGAGAGUGGAUCUGGAAAACCGCUGCCAGAGUCUGACUGAAGACCUGGAGUUCAGGAAGAGCAUGUUUGAGGAGGAGGUGCGUGGGACAAGAAAGCGCCACGAGAAGAGGAUGGUAGAGGUGGACUCCGGAGCCAAACAGGAUUAUGAGUACAAACUGGCCCAGGCUCUGCAGGAUCUCCGAAGGGAGCAUGAGGAGCAAGUCGGUUUCUACAAGGCUGAGCUGGAGCAAACCUUCCAGGCCAAGCUGGAGAAUGCCAAGGGGUCUUCUGACCUCAACGACAAGGCCAUGUGCUCAGCCCGAGAGGAGGUGCAGGAGGCUCGUGUGAGGAUCGAGAGCUUGAGCUAUCAGCUCUCUGCCCUCCAGAAACAGGCCGCAGCAGCGGAGGAGCGCGUGCGCGAGCUGGAGGAAAUGAUGAGCAGCGAGCGUGACAAACACCGCAGAAUGAUUGAUGGGAAGGAGCGCGAGAUGGCCGAGAUGAGAGAACGCAUGCAGAUGCAGCUUAACGAGUAUCAGGAGCUGCUGGAUGUCAAGCUGGCCCUGGAUAUGGAGAUCCAUGCCUACAGGAAGCUGCUGGAGGGAGAGGAAGACAGGCUGAACCUGUCCCCGGAGUCUGCCCCUCGGGUCACCGUCUCCCGUACCGUGGCCUCCAGCAGCAGCAGCAGCUCCUCCCGCUCGUCUCGUGUCAAGAGGAAGCGUGUGGAGGUGGAGGACGAGGCGAUCAGUGCGAGGAGCGGUCCGAUUCUGCGCAGCUCUGCCACCAUGCGCGGCUCCGGCGCCGUCCGCAGUGCCUCCAGCGUCCGUGUGAGCCAGCACGCCGAGGCCACCGGAUCCAUCAGCGUAGAGGAGCUGGACCUCGAGGGAAAGUGUGUCACCCUGAAGAACAACUCCAGCAAGGAUCAGUCUCUGGGAGGCUGGAGACUGAAGAGGCAGGCCGGAGAGGAAGAAGAGAUCUCCUACAAGUUCACCCCGAAAUUCAUCCUUAAAGCAGGCCAGACCGUUAGAGUUUGGGCUGCAGAUGCCGGCGUGGCUCACAGUCCACCCUCAGACCUGCUGUGGAAGAGUCAGAGCAGCUGGGGCGCCGGAGACGAAAGCGUCACCUUGCUCGUCAAUUCAGAUGGAGAGGAGAUGGCAAAGCGCACCGUCACAAAGAGCAUAGUGACCGAGUUUGAGAAUGGAGAUGAUGAGAGUGGAGAUUUUGGAGAUGAAGAUCUGUUUCACCAGCAGGGUGAUCCAAAGACCCAGUCCAGGGAGUGCGCCGUCAUGUAAAGGGAGCUUUAGUCGCCACAGUAUAUUCCUGUCUAUUUCUUCAUAGAGCCACUACUUUUGUAUUCCCUGAUCAUGAGUUCUUAUUUCGCUCUUACCCGUCUUUGCCAGAAUAUGACUGGCGUUUUUUUUAAACGGACCUCGUUUAUUAUUUUUUAAAGCCAGGUAAUCAUAAACUGUGUAUUGAGGGUUUUUUAGUCUUGACUAUCAAAGCGUUUUUCAUCACUGGCAUUUUUUAGAAUCAGAUAGAAGCCCAUGUGUUCCAAAUACAUGCAGCUUCUCAGUAAUCGAGGUCUUUGAAUAUACACGAACAGCAGGAAGUGCUGUUUCAAACGUUCGGGAUCGUGUACCAUCGUUGCUUAUUGAUAGUCAGAUGUUUGUGCUUUAGGCAGGAAUGAAAAACGCUUUGAGAUGCGGCGCUUUGACUCGUUAUGUAGUUUACUGUAAGCUGGAACUGACAGCUGUCGCUUCGCUUUUGUUUUCGCUUCGCAACGCGCGCAGAUGGAUGAACAGGGUGGAAAACGUUAGACGGGACACUGAUCCCUUUUUAAAAAAAAAAAUAAUGAGCACAAAGUGCAAAAUCAUGCCGGAUUUAACACAGCGAUGAGUAAUUUACAUUUUAAAACUCUCUGCUCUAAUACAGAACAGACCUUUUAACGCUGUGCGACUCGCUUCAGCUCUCUGGUUACUUCGCUUCAUAGUUUUACAUCAAAUCAUGCAAAUAAAACUGCUUUUGUGCUGUGAGGUCAGAUACACAGCAGAACCAGGCCUUAGGCUCAGGGCUGAACUCUCCGUUACAGAAGGUUAAUGCGAGAGUGUUCUGAACGAUCAGGAUUUGGUUUCGUCUUGAGCUAAUUCUUGGUCACGUCGUCCAGGCCGGACGCUUUAAUCAUAAUGUGUGCGGAUACAGAACGCCGGACUGACCGCAUCUCUUUUUCGGACUGAUAAAAUGCUUAGGAUUUAACUUUGCUUCAACUUCAAGCAAUUGAAAAACAGACUAGACGUUUAAACCAUUAUAAAUAAUUCAUAAGCAUGAUAGAGUUUACAGUGUUUGUAUUAUGUCAUGAGCAGGAAACUACUAGAAUGGCUGAGAAAUGGUGCUACACCUUUACCCUCAUUAAAAUACCCAAAUCUAUAAGCAUUCGUAAAUAUGCAGUUUGCAAUGCUGAAAUCCUGCUCUGUAUAAUAUCAGGCUGUCAGGCUAACUGCUAUUAUACCUUGUUUGCUUUCAGUGCAAGUCACAGAUACAAUGAGUAGAAUUUUAAUACCUCACGUUACCUGAUUUAUUCCAUAUUUAAAAGCAGCCCGAACCUAAAACUCUUAACAGUAUUAAUAUUUAGCAUGCUCUCUUUUCCAUACGAACCCAGCAUUUCUUAGUGGGCUUAACAGUACGUCAAAUUAGUGUAGAAUGAAACUACACUAAACUGCAUUAGUGUCGUUACUCUAGUAUGAGUAUAAGGUUUGAGGUGCAGCCUUUUUGUUUAAGGCUAGCCAAGUUCUUGUGUCCCAGGUUCAUCAGAAUAUCUAAGUACCAACAUUUAAUCACAAAAAUAAAAGAAUGCACAAAGUUGUCGCUCAGGUGGCGCAGCGGUAAAUACGCUAGCGCACCAGAGUUGGGGUUUCGAAUACAUCGUGUCGAAUCUCAGAUCUGCCCUCCGACCGGGCUGCACGAACAACGAUUGACUGUUGUUUACAGGGUUAGGGGUAAAAAGUCGGAUCAUAGGUCCUCAUAACUGGUGUGACUGCGGCCCCUGCUAGCUGACUGAUGGCGCCUGCACAGGGCUGAGGAAUAAUGCUGAUGGGGUUGUGGCCCUCCGUACACAGUGCCUGUCAGUGUCUGAACUCGACUCGUGCAGGUGAAAAAUGCAGUCUGUACUGACUACGUGCCGGAGGGGGCGUGUGUCAGUUGAGAGGCGUCCUCAGUCAGCGGUGAAUGGUCGAAUCAGUAUAGAGGAGCAUUCAGGGUAACUGGACACGACUAGAUUAGGGGAGAAAAUUGGGGGGGGAUUAUAAAAAAUAAAAAAAAGAAUGCACAAAGUUAGGAAGGUUAAAAAUCUGUCUCAGAUUUCAGGACUGACUAAAUAAUAGGUUAAAUGUUUAAAAAAAUAAUAAUAAACUAAACUAAUUUGCACCAAUAGCUCAGCUGUCUCCAGUGCCCUCUCGUGUCGCCUGUAUCAGACCAGCCCCUGAUAAUGCAACCCACAAAAAUCAUUUUCCCAUACUCAUGCUAAGUGCAUGUUUUAAAGCCAGACGUUGUGCUUGGUUCGUACUUUUCCACCCUGUUUUUCUCUGAUGCAGCUAGAUGAUGCAUUUUAAUGCUUAAUAAACGUCGUUUUAUUCUGUUCUCUUUUUAUAAAUGUAAAAGCGGUCGUAGACUUUACGCGCAGUUAAUAUUUUUCUACAGUUUUAAUCACAGGGCGGGGCUUCCGGGGUUCCAUUUAAAGAAAAAACAACAAAAAAAAGCUCUCAGCACUCACAAGUGCAGAUUUCUCUUGUGUGCUCGGUGGCUGAGAUCAGUCGGUAACAAAACAGCACAAAUAAGUCAUAAUUGUUAUUAAUACUUUAAAAAGCUUUUUUUCCUCCGAGUUCUCCUCCAGCACACAACAGAGAAUCUCAGCGGUGCUGAAACGCAUUUCAUAUACAUUUGAAAGUGUGAUGAAUUAUUAAACAUUGAAUUAUUUGCAGAAUUCGAUGUCGGAUGCAGCCUGUUUUCAUUCUGAUUCCGGCCGUGGAGCCUGAUUUUAAUAAGCUGAAUAAUAGAGCUCUGCAUAUAGAAUCAUUUUCUCGGGAUUUUUGAAAUCAGGUUUACAUUCUUAGUUUGAAGUUGAAUUUUUAAAGACUGGUUUUACUCGAGUGCAGUGAUUUAUACGUUUGGUUUCACUGUACAGAUCUCAUUACAGCCAGUACUUGUGGGUAAUAAACUCCUUUUUAAGUCUUUUAUUCUAAGUGGCAACUUUUAAACACUCCACAUCUGUGAAUCAAACGGAGUUGGUUUUUAGGAUUUACACUGGUCGCGAGCAUUUCGUUUCUUCAGGUUUUAUUAGACGUGACUGUGAUGUGUAACAGAUGCCGAGCGCUUCCUGUUUUCUGAGCAGCACUGCUGGAUAAUAUAAUACAGAUAUACAGUAAUGCCCUACUGUAACACUGCCAUCCGAUGUGAAACGGCAGCGCCGACUUACUGAUUAACGUUUGAGCCGAGUCUAAUGUGAAAAGUAAAACUGUAAUCAGGGUUUCUGAACUGCAGUCCUGUCGGCACACUGAUCUCCAGCUAAGGUUGAGAAACCGUGAUCUAAAGUGAUUAAAACUGAAUUCUUUCCAAAAAGAAAAAGAAAUCUUGUUUUAUAUUAGGAUUAAACUUUAAGAGUGGAGGCCAAAUUUCUCAUGACUUCAAACUUUGAUUUUUACUUUUUUGUGAUUUCAAUUGUUUUGUAUGCAUAAUAAAAUAAAUGUUUUGCAUAAGAA